AUGUCCCAGCAGACGCAGAUCGAUCGCGUGGCGACGUACUGGCUGCGUUGGACGGAGCGAUGGCCGACCGCCGCGCACCUCGCGGAGGCGACGCAGGAAGAGGUCAACGAGCUCUGGGCAGGUCUGGGGUACUACAGGAGGGCGCGGUUCCUGCUCGACGGCGCGCGGUGGGUCGUGGCGGAGGACGGCGGCGGCGGGAAGAUGCCGUCGGACGCAGCGUCGCUCGGAAAGAUUCCGGGCGUCGGGCCGUACACCGCGUCCGCGGUGGCGUCCAUCGCGUUCGACGAGCCGAUCGCCGCGGUGGACGGGAACGUCCUCCGCGUCGUGUCCAGGCUCGCGUGCGUUCGAGGCGGCGGCGACGUGACCAAGCCCGGGACGAGCGCGGGGAAGGCGUGCAAGGCGGUCGCGGACGCGUUGCUGUGCGCGGAGCGGCCGGGGGAUCAUAAUCAGGCGCGUUCACACGAGGGUUCACGCGCUUCGUUUUUCACCCACCGCUCGGGUUCGUUCACUACGUUGUACUUGAUCGCGUGCGUCGCCUUUCGACUGACCGACGAUGGACUUUUUUUUUCGUAUGAAAUCGCCCGUCGUAUCCAGGCGAUGAUGGAGCUGGGCGCGACGGUGUGCACGCCUCGGAACCCGAAGUGCGGGGAGUGCCCGGUCGCGUCGAUGUGCGCGUCGAGGGCGCUGGAGCUGGAGGAGGAGGCGAACGUCAUAACGGCUGGUAAGGAACCGUUUCGCGUCACGGACCUCCCGGAGAAGGACAAAAAAGCGGACAAACGCGAGGAAACCGUCUCCGUGAGGGUCGUCCGCGGAACGCGAGGAGACACGGAGACUGGCGCGGACGGCGCGUCGAAGAAGAGCGCCGCGUUCUUCUUGCUCGUGAAACGCCCGGAAGGCGGCCUGCUCUCCGGGCUGUGGGAGUUCCCGAGCGUCGUGAUGGAGGAUACCGACGCGGACGAGGACGCGUUGCGGGCGGCGGCGGAUCGACUCCUCGCGGAGACACGAUGA
This is a messenger RNA of Micromonas pusilla CCMP1545, 1008 nucleotides long. RefSeq lists its product as uncharacterized. Gene Ontology annotation, cellular component: nucleus. The record is from RefSeq and is a predicted model, not a curated record. Gene Ontology annotation, molecular function: adenine/guanine mispair binding; 8-oxo-7,8-dihydroguanine DNA N-glycosylase activity; 4 iron, 4 sulfur cluster binding. The coding region runs from base 1 to 1008 and encodes 335 amino acids. Gene Ontology annotation, biological process: base-excision repair; mismatch repair. NCBI's taxonomy places the organism in Eukaryota, Viridiplantae, Chlorophyta, Mamiellophyceae, Mamiellales, Mamiellaceae. The transcript is spliced from 3 exons.